CAAAACUGAGCAGAGAGGAGGGGCAGCAGAGGCUGGUCGUCUGAGCUUAGGCCAGUCACGAGAGUGUAAACUUCGGACUCCUUCAGACGGGCUGAGCGAGAGGUCAAGAGUUCCAUCCAUCCAUUCAUCCAUCCAUCCAUCCUUGCUCCUGAUCAGAAGAUCCCGGGCACCCGGCAUGGAAAUCCAAUAAGGAGUUUUGUGUUAACAGCAGCAAAUUCCUCCAGCAUCUGAGUUUUCUAUGUGACCGCCUGGUGUGCCAACAUGAAAGACGAUUUUGCCGAAGAGGAAGAAGUUCAGUCCUUUGGUUAUAAGAGGUUUGGUAUUCAAGAAGGAACACAAUGCACCAAGUGUAAAAGUAACUGGGCACUGAAAUUUUCUAUCAUACUUUUAUAUAUAUUAUGUGCCUUGCUAGCAAUAACAGUAGCCGUCUUGGGAUACAAAGUUGUAGAAAAAAUGGACAAUGUUUCUGGUGACAUGGAAGAUUCACGCCAACGAUGCAGUGAGAAGCUUUUAGAAGUGAAGAGUGAUUUAAAGAAACUGGAUUAUCAAGCUGAAGAGAAAGCCAUGACCACAAACACAGAGCUUUCAAGUUUCAAAGCUGAUGUCCUAGCCCUCCGCCAGCAACUUCAUGAGAUUUCAGAAAAAACCACAAAGAACAAAGAGACACUGGAAAAGUUACAAGAAUCUGGUAGCAUGUUAAAUGACAGGCAAAGUCAAAUGAAUGGUGUUUUGGACAGCAACUCUUUCAUGAUCAACAAUAUUAACAAAACUCUUCAAGCUUACAAUGGCUACAUCAGUGAUCUCCAACAAGACACCAAUAACAUUCAAACAAACUUGCAAAGCCAAAUGCACUCACAUAAUGUUGUCAUACUGAAUCUAAAUAAUCUUAACCAGACCCAGGUUCAGCAAAGAAACCUUAUCAGUGCUUUGCAGAGAUCGGUGGAUGACACAAGUCAGGCUAUCCAAAGAAUCAAAAAUGACUUUCAAAACCUUCAGCAGGUUGCCCUCCAAGCACGGAAAGAUACUGACUGGCUUAAAGAGAAAGUGCAGAUUUUACAAGUAUUAGCAGCUAAUAAUUCAGUUAUGACCAAAGCUAAUAAUGAUACACUUGAGGAUGUGAGCAGUCAGUUAAAUUCAUUCAGUGGACAGAUGGAGAAUAUCACUACUAUUGCUCAAGCCAAUGAACAAAGUUUGAAGGAUCUCCAAGAACACUAUAAAGAAUAUGAAAACAGAACAUCUGCCAAAUUUAACCAGCAAGAAGACAAAUUUCAUAGUUUUGAGACAGAUAUCGUCAACAUUAUUAGUAAUAUUAGCUACACUGCUCAUCACUUACGGACACUAACCAGCAAUCUCAACGAUGCCAGGACAACGUGCACAGAUACUCUUAGUAAGCAUAUGGAUGAGCUGAUUUUUAUGAACAACACAUUAGCGAAUGUUCGUUUUGAUGCUACUACUUUAAGGAUGCAGCAGGAUGUGAUGAGGACACGGUUAGAUAUUGAAGUAGCCAAUUUAUCAGUAAUAAUGGAAGAGAUGAAGCUGGUAGAUUCUAAACAUGGUCAGCUGAUUAAAAAUUUCACAAUACUGCAAGGUCCUCCAGGUCCAAGAGGGUCUAAAGGUGACAGAGGACCCCAAGGUCCAAUUGGACUUACUGGGCCCAAAGGACAAAAAGGAGACAAAGGUGAACAAGGACCUCCAGGACCUCAAGGUGAAAAGGGACCAAGUGGCCCACCUGGAUCACCAGGUGAAAAAGGUGGAAAAGGUUCCAGAGGCUCACCUGGAUCUAAAGGCCAGAGAGGUUCAACUGGGAAGACUGGGCUGCCUGGUCCUAGUGGAGAUCCAGGACUCCCUGGACCACCUGGCAAAGAUGGACCCCCUGGCCCACAAGGCCCACCUGGACCCGUAGGUCUUCAAGGAUUUGUUGGUGAACCAGGGAUACCUGGUGCUCGUGGGUUGUCUGGUUUCCCAGGUGUACCUGGACUACGUGGUCUUCCAGGUGAGCCUGGUCCUCCCGGACCACCAGGUCCAGGAAUAGCUAUGGCACUACAAAGUGAAAUUAACGGUUGUCCUGUUUACUGGAAGAACUUUUCAGACAACUGCUACUACUUUUCAAAUGAAAGAGCCGUUUUUGAAGAUGCAAAACUUUUCUGCGAAGAGAAAUCAUCUCAUUUGGUUUUCAUCAAUAGCAAAGAGGAACAGCAAUGGUUGAAAAAACAAGUUAUUGCAAAAGGCAGUUUCUGGAUUGGUCUCACUGACUCAGCGAAGGAAGAUGAAUGGCGAUGGCUGGAUGGUACCCUACCAGAAUACAUAAACUGGAGUGCUGGACAGCCUGAUAACUGGAAACAUGGCCAUGGGCCAGGAGAAGAUUGUGCUGGAUUAAUCCAUGCUGGGCUCUGGAAUGACUUUCACUGUGAAGAUGUUAAUAGUUUUAUUUGUGAACAAGAUGUUGAAAAAGCUCAGCCUCCAGGAUUGUAAUAGGUCGUGGGCCAAGAGACUGACAUUUUCUUUGCAAAGAAAUUAAUCUGGGACUGAACCAUCACUCAAAUAAGAAAAGGAGCACUGAGAACUUUGAUGAAUAAACUUCAUCAGCACAAUUUGUCCUCCACAUUUUCUAAUUUUUCAGGGGCUUUACAACCUGUUGCACAAACAUGUUGGUAGAAAAUGUAAUUGGACAAAACUCCUGUAGAUCUCUUCAGUCUUUAAGCAGAAGGUAUGUUCUGGUAAGAACUAGAAAAUAGCAAGCUGAUUACAAGUUAUGACUUUACUACUCUAGGAAGACAAAAAAAUACAAAGCUACUGUGUAAACAAAGCAGCCACUUGCUAAAUUCCCAAAUAUUGGCAAUUUAUAUAAAUAUACAUGUAUAAAUUUAUAUAAAUUUUAUAUAUAAAUAUAUAUAGUCCAGUUCUGAUCAGUAAUAUAGAAUAUACUUUUUAAAGCUUUUAAAAUUCUGUAUUUUUGUACAAAAUGUUGCCUAUUAUAUUGAUUUAAUUGCUUUUUUAUAUGAAUAUAGUAAAUAGAAAUCAAAGAAAACACCAUUGAUACUACUUAUCAUUCACUCGAAAUAACCGUCUGGAAUAAAUUACUCAUGUAUAAUAACUUUUAAAAUUGAUUUUAGAUGGCAUUUGCAGUCCAUUAUACAAAAAUAUACACAAAGUUACGAUCCAAGGACAACAUGCUUGUUUUUCCAAAAUGGUCCAUUGACCGAACUCCAGGCAGCUGAAAGUCUAGCAAUAGACUUGAAGGAAGUGAUAACAUUGACUAGUAAAGUACAUACUUUACAUAUUGUAUAGAGAAUUCCUGAUUCAGUCUUCCUGAUUCCAAUUAAAAUAAUCAAGUGGUCAGAGAGCUAAAAAUAAUAAUAAAAAAAAGGCUUUGUCGAAAGCCCUGGGAAUUUUUAUUGGCUAUAAUGCAGGGCUUAAUGUAUUAGCUGCUUAACAUGACCUAACAUAAAAUAUGUUUUAUGUUCCUCUUAUUUUCUUCAUGUGUAGGCAAUUUCUAUUGCUGUAAUGGGCUUCAGACCAUUGGGGACUAGUUUAAGUCUAAUAAAAAUUUUAACAAAAAUA
Molecule: messenger RNA, 3561 nt
Organism: Pantherophis guttatus
Lineage: Eukaryota; Metazoa; Chordata; Lepidosauria; Squamata; Colubridae
Gene: COLEC12
Product: collectin subfamily member 12
Source: RefSeq, a predicted model, not a curated record